This is a messenger RNA of Daldinia loculata, 1038 nucleotides long. Its product is annotated as POZ domain-containing protein. Lineage: Eukaryota; Fungi; Ascomycota; Sordariomycetes; Xylariales; Hypoxylaceae. Gene Ontology annotation, cellular component: cytoplasm. The record is from RefSeq and is a predicted model, not a curated record. Gene Ontology annotation, biological process: proteasome-mediated ubiquitin-dependent protein catabolic process; regulation of proteolysis. Gene Ontology annotation, molecular function: ubiquitin protein ligase binding. The transcript is spliced from 4 exons. The coding region runs from base 193 to 966 and encodes 257 amino acids.
CACUAUAUGUAGUAGUCAAGAGGUCUAAAUAUCAAAGCAAAACAUAUUUCAACUUGACUCAGUCCACAACAUCCUACCUCAUAAUCAAUACCAGCCCAUCUACUCACAGACCAAUACACAGUUAAUUAGUAUCAAUUACUCUUCAUCCUCGCCAUAUCAAUUGCAAUUCGAGACUAUCUAUCAUCCGAGGCUAUGCUCUCCGAGUCCGGUGAGGACCUAUUAAAGUCUGGGAUGUUUUCAGAUGUGAGGGUGAAGUGCGGAGACCAGGUCUGGCAACUACAUAAAACUAUUAUCUGCCCAAGAUGCCCGUACUUUAAUAAAGCGUUCAAUGGUCCCUUUAUGGAAGCUACUACGGGUGAAAUCACCAUUCAGGAUCAGGUCCCCGAUGAUAUAAAUCACAUUAUUCAUUUUUUAUACACUGGAAAAGUUCCGCAGAACCUAGUCCAAUCCCGUCCUUGCGACCUUUUUAAACUAGCAGAUUUCUUUCAAAUCCGCAGUUUAGUGAAGAAGAUCAUAUCAAUAAUCGACCUUAAGCUGGACGAGAUGGCAGCGCGUUUGCGAGAUUUGCCUCGAACACCUACAGAUCUACAAAAGGUAUUUAAUGAUGAAGAAAUCGGGUAUUUAUUCCGAGCGAUCGAGGCUUCAUACGCCUCAGAAUCGCCCUUCUAUAUACUUUUUCGGGAUUUAGUCAAAGACUUCAUAGUCAUGAGCGGAUUUCGAAUCACCAAGUGUAACCGGUUUCUAACGACCUUAGAAAGUAUUCCAGAGCUGGCUGUGGACAUCAUAAAGCUUCUCCAGCAUUCAACCAUCACUACCAAUUUUCCUUCGGGAUGCAGGAAGUGUGGGGGCAAAACAAGUUCGGAUGAAUCGGUAUACCGUUGGGUGGGCAAAGACAUUAAUAAACGUCGUAUUUCAGUCAAACGCACGCUUCGUAGUAUAUGCGGAGACUGCAAAAAUUCCUACUGAUCUAUUCGAAGUGAAUAAUAAGCUCUGAGGCAGUCGUUCUGGGUUGAACCAGGUUCUUGAAGUGUAAAAUAC